UUUUUUUUUUUAAUAUAACAUUUCUUCACCGAUCUUUUCGAUAAUUAUCGUUCUGUGUCGAAGAAAGAAUCAUUUCGUCGAGUUUUUAAUAUAUCUCGUAAGUGUGGACGAUUAUAGAAAAAAAGGAGGAUUAUUAUUCCGAACGUGGAAGAUUAUCGUCAUCGUCAUCAUCGUCGUCGUCAUUGUGGUCGUCGUCAUCAUCAUUCUCAAUAGUUCUUUACUUAGAAGAUUUCACGCAAGAACACGUGAUACGUUUGAAACAACGAUAACAGCAAGUGCAUAACAUCAACAGAAAGAAAGAAAGAUACAUAGAUCCAACUACAUCCAUAUAUACGUACUUAAUUACUUACGUCUGAAGAUAAAUAAAAGAAACAAAGAGACUGAAAGAUGACGGUCGUAGUGGAUUCAGCAAAGACGGAAGAAGGUAAUGGACCACCAAAAAUCGAGACCUUCGAUGAUGUCCUGCCAUACGUUGGUGAAGCCGGCCGUUACCAAUUGUUCCUUUUUUUUCUUCUCUUGCCAUUCACCUUCGUGUACGCGUUCCUAUACUUCGCACAGUUCUUCAUAACGUUGGUCCCAGCUGAACAUUGGUGCCACAUACCGGAGCUCAAGCAAUGGAAUCUCACGGAUCAUCAAAAAAUCGCCAUAUCGAUACCACCACCAACGAGCGAAGAAUUAAAAUUAGAAAGUUCGACGUCCUUCUCGAGAUGUUACAUGUACGAUGUAAAUUACAACGAUAUUCUCAGCAAAGGAGCAACAAAAUCUGAUCCAAACUGGCCAAAAGUUCCUUGUCGCAAUGGAUGGGAAUAUAAUUAUACGAUGAUACCGUAUGCCUCGAUCGCUACUGAGUUGUCCUGGGUCUGCGAGAGAACAUUUCUGAGUUCAGCAGCGCAAUCAGCAUUUUUCGUUGGCAGUAUAAUCGGUGGUUUAAUCUUUGGAUACAUAGCUGAUCAUUAUGGUAGAAUACCAGCUUUGGUUUCCUGCAAUGCCGUAGGAUUUUUCGCUUCUGUCGCUACGGCCUUUUGCAAUAGCUUUUGGACUUUUUGUCUGGCAAGAUUAAUCGUCGGCACGUCCUUUGACAAUUGCUUCAACAUUCUUUUUAUCAUCGUUAUCGAAUAUGUAGGACCAAGAUAUAGAACAUUGUUCGCAAACAUGUCUUUUGGAAUUUAUUUCGCCGCGGCAGCUGGAUUGUUACCAUGGAUCGCUUAUUGGAUAGCAGAUUGGAGAAUUUUAAGUAUCGUCACGGCAUUUCCCAUGAUCGUUGCAUUUAUCGGACCUUGGAUCGUUCCUGAAAGUGCACGAUGGUACAUCAUGAUGGGUAACACCAGCAAGGCCAUUGAAAUGUUGCAAAAAUUCGCCAAGGUCAAUGGGAAGAACGUGAAACAAGAAAUUUUCGACGAAUUUGAAAAGAGUUGUAAAAGUAUAGCGGAAAAAGAUAAUAUCCGUCAACAAUAUACUGUUUUGGAUCUUUUCAAAUUGCCUCGAUUAGCAUAUAUUACGAUUAUACUUAUAAUAUAUUGGCUUCUCAUCGUUCUGGUAUUUGAUGGACACGUAUGGAAUAUGAAAUUGUUAGAUCCAGACGUUUUUACAUCUUUUUCUCUUGCCUCGAUGACCGAGCUCCCAGCUGCUAUUCUUUUGGCUCUUUUACUCGAUAGAUGGGGACGACGAUGGAUGGGAUUUGCCUCGAUGUUUUUAUGUGGUAUUUUCUCAUUUAUCGCAAUCGCUACACCCGAAGGAUAUUUCACUGUGGCUAUGGCCAUUCUGGCACGUUUAGGAGUAAACAUAGCCGCUAAUAUUGGUUUUCAAUAUGCAGCUGAAAUGUUGCCAACGGUUGUACGUGCACAAGGCGUUUCGUUGAUCCAUAUUAUUGGUUAUUUCGCUCACAUUAUUGGACCUUACAUUAUUUAUUUGUCCGACGUAAGUCCAGUAUUACCUUUGGUCGUUCUCGGAUUAUUAUCUUUCGUAGAUGCAUUUUUAACUUUGGCAUUACCGGAAACUUUAAAUCAAGAUUUACCAGAAUCUUUACAAGAAGGAAAUGAUUUUGGCAGGGAACAAAGUUUCUGGUGGAUUCCAUGCAUAUCAUCAACUCCAGUUUUGAAGAAAUCUUACAGAACAAAGAAAGGUAUGACGAAUGCUGCUUUCCACGGUAGUAUUCAAAGAAUCGAUUCAACUAGAUUAUAGCGAUCGAUGGAUAAAAGUAAUGGGAAUAAUCUCCAUCGGUGAUAAUAACCAAAUCGUUGUAAAUAAUAAUAGUAAAUAAGUGUGAUCUUAGAUUUUAAGCAAGCCGCGGAUUAAAAUUAACGAAAGAUUGGACAAUAUUUGUUUUAAUGAAGGAUAAGAAAAACAAACAAAUAAAAAAAAAGCAAACAAAUAAAAAAUCUUAUGAUACAUAUACAUAUACAUUAAUAUGAUAUUAAUUUGAAUUUCCAAAGAUAUAAUUAUUAUAUUUACAAUUUAAUCAUUCAGACUUGUAUUAAUCUUUGACAAUGAACAGUAUUACGAAUGGAAUGAUUUCAUACAGUGCGACAUAAAAAUGAUGAUGAUGAUGAUGAUGAUGAU
Messenger RNA from Vespula pensylvanica (western yellowjacket), 2559 nucleotides. RefSeq names its product organic cation transporter protein-like. Bases 388 to 2181 code for a protein of 597 amino acids. Gene Ontology annotation, cellular component: membrane. Gene Ontology annotation, molecular function: transmembrane transporter activity. The transcript has 10 exons. Lineage: Eukaryota; Metazoa; Arthropoda; Insecta; Hymenoptera; Vespidae. The record is from RefSeq and is a predicted model, not a curated record. Gene Ontology annotation, biological process: transmembrane transport.